Molecule: messenger RNA, 3510 nt
Organism: Arachis stenosperma
Lineage: Eukaryota; Viridiplantae; Streptophyta; Magnoliopsida; Fabales; Fabaceae
Exons: 5
Coding region: 179-3106 (975 amino acids)
Source: RefSeq, a predicted model, not a curated record
AGCAUCCUAGGGGUUUUGUUUUUUUUUUCUUUCACUAUUGUUUUUCCCUGCCCUAGUUCCUUCCUUCCUCAACCACCUUCUUCUUCUUCUUCUUCUUUCUACUAAUUGAGUAUCUCUUCUCGUCCGUACUCUCUCGAUCUGCAUGUUCUCCCCGGUUUCUCGUGUAUGACUCGUCCACAUGGAGAACUCUCGCCACCGCAGGUCCCCCGUUGCUUCCAGGAACCAACCGCACACUCUUGUUCUUCCUCAAGGGAGUAAGCAAGUUCAUAGGCAGCGACAAGUUCCCGAUUUGUCUCCUGAUUCUGUUUCUUGCGGUGGUGGGGUUGCAGACAAAGAUUCCUUCUCGUUCAAAUUUGGGUGGAGAUCUUCAAAACAACUAUUCGGAACUCCAAUUAAGAAGUUACUAGCUGAUGAGAUGUCGCAAGAAACCGAGUCAAAAAGAAGAAAUCCAGGUGUUAUUGCCCGUUUGAUGGGUCUGGAUGGCCUGCCUACUAACAAGCAGCAAAAGGAUUCAUCAGAAAAUCCUGUAGAGAAAGUGCGAAACAGAGGAACAUCAUACGAUGGUCGGUCCUCUAGGAGGAGCUCAAAGGAUCAACAAGAAUUUAAGGAUGUGUUUGAGGUCUCAGAGAUCCCAAUGGUAGAGAGCAGCAGGUAUUCAUCACACGUGUCUGCAAAUGACCUGAGGAAUGCCAACGAAGAGAUGUCAUUCAUUGAGCAGAAGUUUAUGGAUGCCAAACGCCUUGCAACUUAUCAGGAUUUACAGUCAUCGAGGGAUUUCCAUGAUACACUUGAGGUGCUUGACUCUAACAAGGAACUUCUUCUGAAGUACUUUAAGCGGCCAGAUUCUUUGUUUAAAAAGCAUCUAAGUGAUCUUCAAGCUGAUCCUUUCGAAUCACAUUUGGGUCACACAGAAGCUAUGCAAUUACCUGAAAUUGAGAAGUAUGGAAAUGAGUUUGACUGGAGAUUAGAUACCGACACAGCACUGUUGAGUUAUGAUAAAUCUCAUCAAAGGCAACAUGAUGGAUAUCCUCGGCAAUUCAACAGAAGACAUGUGAUGCAUAGUUCACCGCGAUAUUCAAAGCUUCAGUCAAAGGGAAAACAUGAGCAAGGUGCUUCCCCUACAAAGAUAGUUGUCCUAAAGCCUAAUCUUGGGAAAUCCCAGAGUGCUGCCAGGAAUGUUUCAUCUCCUUGUUCUCCACAUCUUUUUCAGUCUGAGCAUGCAAAUGAUACUGAAUUUUCAGAUAUCCGAUAUAGGGACUCCAAAAUGUAUCCGCAAAAGAUUAAUUUGCCUGAUACUGCCCGGCCAUUGAGGCACAACUCUUUGGAAUCUAGAGAAAUUGCUAAGGAAAUCACUCGUCAAAUGAAAAAUAGUUUGAACAAUGGUGGUUGCGUGAUGUUGCCAUCUUCCAGACUUAGAGGAUAUGCUGGGGAUGAUAGUUCUUGCAGUGUAUCUGGAAAUGAAUCUACUGAGGAAUCAGUUGGAACUCCUGCUACUUGGGGAAACUCUUCUGAUCUUAAUAAUUGUAGCAGGAGGUCAUCACAUUCUGGUGAAUCAUCUGUGAGUAGGGAGGCAAAGAAGAGAUUAUCAGAAAGGUGGAAAAUGGCGCACAAGUCUCAAGAGAUACAAAUUAUCAGCAAGAGCAGCACACUUGCAGAAAUGCUUGCUAUCACUGAUAAGGAUGUCAAGACCACAAAUUUUGAUGGAAGGUUUACUGAGGAACGGCACCGUAAUAAACCUGCUGGGUGGGUUGAACCAUUGGGUAUCAGCAGCAGGGAUGGUUGGAAGGAUGGAUGUAUUGGAAGUUUGCCAAGGUCAAGAUCUCUACCUGCUUCUUCUAAUGUCUUUGGAAGUCCUAGAACAAUCAUGCGCAAUGAAGUGCUUCGUGAUGAUCGAUUUAGGAUGCCAAAGGAAGCCAUUAGACGGGAGAGGAGAAGAGGAAGGAGUCAUGAUCAGAGGCAUGGUGUAAAUAGUAGAAGCACAAGAUCUGGUCACAAGAAAUCUUGGUCUAUGCUUUCGUCUGAGUUGGAAGGUAAUGAGUUUUCACCAAGCUUUAGUGCCAUUGAGAAUAAAAUGGAAAUCAAUCUUGAAGAAGGUUCACCUAAACUAGAUGUUCCGACCACUGAAUCUCUUGCUGUGACCCUCAAAGAUACAAGUGUGCUUCCUGAUACUAUUGUGAGUGUGGCAAAUGAAGAUGCAGACAGGUCUUGUGAACCUUCUGAUAAAGUACUGCCUGAAACAUCUCUUGUUUUGAUCAAAGGUGACAACAGGAUUGCUGACAAAGAUAACUCAAUUCAGCAGGAACUAUCUGCUGGGUCUUCUGAUGGAACUUCAGACUGCUUUCAACCACCUGUACCUGGACUUGAAUCAUCAUGUGGUAAAGAUACUGAUCAACCCAGUCCAGUCUCAGUCCUGGAACCUUCUUUUACAGAUGAUCUGUCAUCAUCAUGUUCCGAGUGUUUUGAAAGUCUCAGUGCUGACCUGCAAGGGCUCCGAAUGCAGCUCCAGUUGCUGAAGUUGGAAUCCGAAGGAUAUGCGGAGGGAUCUGUGCUAAUUUCAAGCGAUGAAGAGUGUGGGGAAGGAUCUACUAGAUUGUCAUUGUCAGAAGACAAUCGAUUAUGCAGAACUGAAGAUAGCUGGGAGUCUUCCUACAUUAUUGAUGUGUUGUCUGAAUCUGGCAUCGAUGGCGCUCAACCUGAUCCAAAUUUUGAAUUUUGGCAUUCUCUGGAAUCCCCUCUAAGUCUCUCAGUGUUUAAUGAACUUGAAAAGAGGUACUGUGAUUGGACCACUUGUUCAAGGUCUGAAAGACGGUUGCUUUUUGACCGCAUAAAUUCCGGAAUUGUCAAGAUCCACAAUCAAUCCAUGAACUUGCAGCCAUGGGUGAGCCGUGCAACAACAAAUGUUGGUUCUAAACUGAUCGAAAAUCGGAUCCAAGAUGGUCUUUUCAGGUUGCUGGGAAGCCAGGGAAAAGUGAAGGAUGAUGCUUUGGGGAAGGUGUUGGUUAAGGAACCACAGUGGUUGGACUUAGGAGAUGAAAUUGAUGUAAUAGGUAGGGAAAUUGAGAGAUUGUUGUUAGAAGAACUAGUAGCAGAGAUAGCUGGUGCAUAGAAAAUUUUGUACCGGGGCCAUUAUUUGUUCUUAGGAAGUUUCCCUAUAUUGUAAAUCAAAGUUUCACAAUGUUAAAUUUCAUCAGAAGAUGAAUAAAGGGAUCAUAAUGUUUCUUCCCAAACCCAUUAGGCAUUAGAUGAAUGAUUAUGACUAUCUGAGAAUGUGGACAAGUUUACAUGGCCCAUUCAUGGUGCAUGUGGAUUUCAAGGUUGCAUUUAAGGCACUACGUGAUAGACAUAAAAGCCAGAAUUUUUGUAGCUACAUUAAGGGGUAGGGACUAGGGGUAGCAGCAUAUAACGACAAUAUUCAAAUAACAACGCAAUUCAAGGUGAAUCAAAUUAUAAAAUCAUGCCAACGGUGUAAUCUGCAAGAAUUGAUGGCGAUUGACAAAGUUUCUUUCUACA